CAGCAUCGCUGUUUGAGCAAUGCAAAAUAAUAAUAAUAAUAAAAAAGUUUCGAGUGGAAGAUUUGGCUCGCGCGUGGCCUCCUGGGCCUCUCUCGCGCACUAGCGCGCGUCAGGAAUUUGUCUCUAUCUUUUUUUUUUUUUUUUUUACCACUUUACUUCAGAUUAGUUACGCCUUUUAUUUAAUUUGUUAUUCCAACGGCCAACAUUUUGUCCCCGAGAUGAGCCGCGGCGGGGUCGUAUGCCCAUUUUAGCUCCGUUUGAGAUGUUAUUAUCAUGAUUUCAUGCACGAGCGCAAAUGUAUUGUGUGAUAUUAUUUAAAACGCACAAAUGAAUCGGCGAUUAACAUACAUUUUCUGAACAUUACAGACAUUCAAAUGAUAAAUCAAAUAAACUGUUUGUUUACCAUUAACUGUCCGAGCAGCAAUGACACGCUAGAUGUUGAUGAGUGUGUUUGUAAUGGCGCGGGAUGGAGAGACUUUAGCACUGCAGCUAAACCGCAUCAGCACCGCCGCACAUCACAACAAACAAUGGUCAUGAUUACGCUGAUGCACACACAGCAUUAUGGUUUUUAUUAACAUAGUGUUAUUAAAGAAAACGGUAGUCUAUUAUCUUGGACUAAAUUUCACUAUAUUCACGUUGUGAUGAAAGUCACGUCUCUUUCACACAGUCUUAACAAGCUGUCAUAAUCUUUCUGUCAUUGUAUUUAUUUGAAUGGUUACAUUAAUAUAGUUUUAUUAUCACAAUAUGUAUAGUAACUAUGAUUUGGCAGGAACUAUGAUAGUGAUUGUAUUCUCUUUUUAAAUACAAUCAGAUGAAGAACUUUCUCAGAUCUGAGGGGUCCAGACCUGGAGAGUGCAGGAGCGUGUGUGUUUAUAACAUCCUCCCAAAUACAGCUUCCUUUGCUCGCUGAGAAGUCUCAUAAGAGCAAGUAAUAGUGUUGCAAUGGCUGAAUGCUGGUGUGAAUAGAUGUGCACACGACAGUGUGUCUCUGCUGUAUGUUGAGAUUAAUUGUAGCUCAACCGGAUUCCUGGGGACUCUCUGCACAUCCAUCAGAGGGAUGGAAAAAUGGCUGGAAAAGAGGAGCAUUCACACUAUGAACUUGCGGUCUGUAUUUACUGCCGAGCAACAGCGGAUCCUGGAACGCUACUAUGAAAACGGCAUGACCAAUCAGAGCAAGAGCUGCUUCCAGCUUAUCCUACAGUGUGCUCAAGAGACUAAACUUGACUUCAGCGUGGUUAGAACAUGGGUAGGAAACAAGCGACGGAAGCUGGCAUCUAAGGCAGACCAGAACGGUGCUGCUGCUCAAGUUCUGUCCCAUCAGCACAUUCCUUGUGGAGCUGCCGGGUCACUUGUGGCCGGAUCGGUGUUAACAGCUGAGAUGGCGGCCAUGCGGAGCAUUCAGCGCGGCCCCUCUGUGACCCACCUCCUCCCUCCGCAGGCCUCAUCCUCCUCAUCAUCCUCUUCUCCAUCAUCUUCCUCCCCACUCAGUGGUCACAGUGAUGUGAUUUUGACAGGCAUUUAUGCCAACUGCUUCGAUGCUUCUGCUCACAAUAGGACAGGGACGAAAUCAUUGCCGUUGCACACAGAAAUGGAGCAGCCCACUCACGAUCGUACAGACGCGACUGCACAUCGCACAGCCAUUGCAGCCGGCAUUCAGCGGAAAGUCCCCAUCAUCCCCAGUUCUAGCACACUGAAACCCUUAAGCUCUAGAGACUCUGCGGUAAUCGCUUCCAGUUGGGCCAAGCAGUGCAAGACGUCCCAGCAUCCGUCAUGGCCUCAUACCUCGCCACAGAAAACGCCAAUGACACAUUGCGGUCCUGAAGGUGGUAGCACUCAUAUUCAGCAUGUUUUCACCCUGGCCGGAUUAGGGGAGCUGUCACAGCGGCCUAUCCCAGGAAGCACUCAAGACACGGCGGUGAGAAAAACAAGGCCAGUUGACGCAUCAGAGAUCUUCUCGAUUGCGAUGGAAACAGCUGACGCUGAUGAAGAGUACUCCAGAGAAGAAGAGCUAGCAAACAUGGCGGUGCAGAUGCACUGUAGUAAAGCCUCUGUGGAUGGUGGACGGAGCUCCAGCGCAGGUUCCUCUUCCUUAAUUGACAGUCCGGGACUAACAGAGAGGAGCCAUUCAAACUCUGCUUUCUUUGGAGAGAAGGGAUGUCAAACCAGCAGCUCCUUACUGAUCAGAACAUCAUCCCCUAGCACCUUCCCGUUAAAACUGCAGACAUCUUCCAGAAUCCCCUGUCUCAAGGUAAUGAGUAACAUGUCUGCUCCCUGGCUUCAUAGUAACUCCCGGAAAAGAACGCUGCAGGACAGGACGCAGUUUAGCGACAGAGACUUGUACACACUGAAGCGCUACUGGGAUAACGGCAUGACCAGCCUGGGAUCUCUGUGCAAAGAGAAGAUCUCAGCUGCAGCUAAUGAACUCGGCGUGGACACUGAAAUUAUCAAGACGUGGAUUGGUAACCGCAGAAGGAAGUACCGGUUGAUGGGCAUUGAUAUUCCACCACCUAAAGGUGGGCCGGUCAUGUUCCCAAAUCCAAUUGCUCCUCAUUCACCUCACAUCCUUGAAGAUGACUGUCAGACUCUGGAACUAGGAGAGGCUGGCGAACACAACGAUGCUGUGUCACUCUGUUUGUCUGAUGAUGGAGCCAGUGAUUUUUAUCUGAAAGAAAAUGAUGAUGUGAAUGAUGAAUCAGAUAGUUCCACCCCUGCAAAACAUGUGAAGAUUGAAAUCAUCGAAGAAGAGGAUGAUGAUGAUGAUGACGGUGACAUGUUGACCACAGAGAUGGAACAGAUGCAAAACCUCUUAGAGUUCAAGAAUGAAGAAGUGCAGUUCCUUGAGAAUGAGCUGCAGAACCAGAAACUGAAGUUCUCAAAGCUGAAGAGCUUCACCAAAAGCCUGCUGAUCGCUGUGAAAAACAAAGACAGAAAGAAACAGCAGGAGCUGUUAGCCAGUCUACCUCAGAAAGUGAAUGAGGACUGGGACCUGGGCCUGGAAAACCACAGCAAGUCUGGCGUAGAGAGGCCCACCAUCCAGAAAGAGUCCUCUGUAUCAGAGGAGGAGGGGGACACAGAUCAAAUGAGACUAUAAAUGCAGGGCAGCUUCCACCUCUUCUGUUACUCACAUGUGCCACAUAGUGCCUGUGGAAAUAAACCAAUAAUUGUUGGACCCCACAAGUCAUUUUCUAUAGCAUAUCAGACUGCCUUGGCCAGGUCCAGUACUAUCAAAUAAAUGCCACUAAGUCAACACAA
This is a messenger RNA of Ctenopharyngodon idella (grass carp), 3252 nucleotides long. It is a transcript of the gene hdx, whose product is annotated as highly divergent homeobox. Gene Ontology annotation, biological process: regulation of transcription by RNA polymerase II. The transcript is spliced from 11 exons. Gene Ontology annotation, molecular function: RNA polymerase II cis-regulatory region sequence-specific DNA binding; DNA-binding transcription factor activity, RNA polymerase II-specific. Bases 1058 to 3091 code for a protein of 677 amino acids. NCBI's taxonomy places the organism in Eukaryota, Metazoa, Chordata, Actinopteri, Cypriniformes, Xenocyprididae. The record is from RefSeq and is a predicted model, not a curated record.